UCAGCUGUCCGAAAUGUCAUCACAGUAAGCUUGAAACUAAAACAAAUUUCCGCCAGAAAUACUAAAAGAUUUUCUAGUUAAUUCAUCAAAUAACGUCGCAAUGGAAACAUUCCUUCGCGGAAGCUGUGAUGCGAUGUGUCCAAAAUCGGAGAUUGACCUCCGCACCAAAGAGAAACUGCUUCACUUCUACGAGCUUCGACCGGACAGCAAAACCGAACCAGAUCCGUUUCGGAUGGUAAAGGAAUUUUCCCGAUCAGCUGCUGGUGUGAAGCAACCGAAGCACUGGGAAAUUCGAACGGCUAAAGCGCUUAAGAAAACCGUGACAUACCUUUUAACAAAAAUUUUUCAGGACGAACGCCGACCGUACAGUUUUAAAUACGACUUCAUUUUCGACCGCCUACGAGCCGUUCGUCAGGAAGUAGUCAUGCAGAAUCUUAGUGCAGACAAUACUUUGCACACACUGGCAGCAACCACUCGUUUCCUAGCUUACAGUGCCUAUCAUCUGUGUGAAGCUCCUGUAAAUGAGUUCGAUCCAAAAAUCUGUCAGUCUCAUUUGCAGGAAUGUGUGAAAAAAGUACUUCGCUGUUACGACGACUUAGAUGAACAAUCCAGCGUCUACGACGAUCGGGGACGCAUUGAAAUGGAAGGAUUGUAUUUGAUGCUUAAUUUAGGAAACACGGAGUCUAUUAAUAGAGGAAUAACUUUACGAAUAGAUCUGAAAAAACAUCUAAUCCAUCAACUGUCCAUGAACAUUGAAUACCUCCGAGGAAACUUCUACAGAGUUCUUAUAGGCGUCAGGAAACUGCCCCCAUUGGAGGCAGCAAUUGUUGCAGUAAAACUCCCGGAGAUACGCCGCCAGUUACUCCUUCGUUUCUCGAUAGCCUUUAACAGCAAAGUGCUGACCGUUCCACUCGAAUGGAUCGGUCACGUUUUGCAGUAUCAGGAAAAUGAAGCAGUGGCACUGAUCGAUGACUGUAAAUACUACGGUCUCCAGAUUGUUGAUCAGCCAAAGGCUCCUAGUAGUCAAUCAUGCGUGGUCGAAACUAAAGACGACUGGUGGGACAGUGAAGGCGAGCUUUGUGUUGCCACUGAGAAGCAAAACAAUCUUGAGCAGAAGUCGGUGAAAUUUGAGAGGUCCAGCUUCGACGGCGACAAAUUGGCGACUCGACCGAAACGAGUGGAGUUUGUAGAUCAAACGUUGGGUGAAAUUGUGACGAUCUCCGGUACAAUACUGCGGAAGCUGGACAAACAGUGAUGAAAGUGACCGGUGCGUGUCUAGAGUAAACUCAAUCAAAAUCUUUUGUGAUGUCGUUUCCUGUGUGGAAUGGAACUCGUAGAUCUCGUACAAACCUAAAUAAAAUGAUAAGAUGGAUGAGUGA
This is a messenger RNA of Topomyia yanbarensis, 1379 nucleotides long. Its product is annotated as germinal-center associated nuclear protein. The coding region runs from base 101 to 1255 and encodes 384 amino acids. Gene Ontology annotation, biological process: spindle assembly; centrosome duplication. The transcript has 4 exons. The record is from RefSeq and is a predicted model, not a curated record. Gene Ontology annotation, cellular component: spindle; centrosome; nucleus. NCBI's taxonomy places the organism in Eukaryota, Metazoa, Arthropoda, Insecta, Diptera, Culicidae.